AUGUCUUAUAGCACCGAAAGAUCAUUGGCUUUCCUAUAUACGCUGGUGAUUGUCUCCUCGGUUAUUUGCUGUGUUACCGCUGGCAUUGGCUGGUCCCAUUGGCGCUAUGUCUUGAAUGCUUGUCCCGAAACCAAUUGUGGUUGCUAUUUACAUGCUCGCUCCACCUACACCUCCUUUGAAGGCGGCCACAUUGCGUAUUGCCAUUAUGCUACCUAUGGUCUGAUAUUACCGCUCUUGUUUUGUACCGUUUUGGGUAUUUAUCAUGUGUAUCGAGUUUGUUUGGGUACGGGCAAGAGGAGAACUGGAACUACCACUAUUAGGCAAAGAUCUGGUGAAGUGGUUGUUGUCACUACCGAAUCCGAUGUAAAAGAUGACGGUAUAUCGCCGUAUUAUUGGCUGCCAACAAGUAUUAUAGCAACGAUUAUGGCUCUCUAUACAUUGGUAUAUGCCUCAGUUUAUACCGAUGGUUUUGAGGUGACAUGCAAACAAUAUCGAGAAGCUCUGUUGAAGGAAAUCCAAGGCGUGGGCAAUAUUGUACCAGUUAUUAAGGGACGGCUUUCAUGUUCAGCAAUAUUUGAUUUUAUGGAUUAUUUAGUCGAAAGCAUAUCCUAUGAGAGACGUCGUUAUGGUCGCAUCAAUAGUUCAAUUUGUUUCCAUAUGACAUUGAUAUUUGCUUGGUUGGCGGUAUUUGGUUGGAUUGUUAUUGCUGUCAUCAAUAUUAUACAGACGCGAAAAACGAAAGCAGCUCGAGUUUAG
Messenger RNA from Musca vetustissima, 756 nucleotides. RefSeq lists its product as uncharacterized. Bases 1 to 756 code for a protein of 251 amino acids. The record is from RefSeq and is a predicted model, not a curated record. NCBI's taxonomy places the organism in Eukaryota, Metazoa, Arthropoda, Insecta, Diptera, Muscidae. The transcript is spliced from 3 exons.